AUGGCCGGAGCACUUGCAGUACGCGCACUUGACUGGAUCUCGGCACUCAGAGGCACGGUGGUCACGAGCAAGGCAACGGAAACACUUGCCGCGGAAACGAUUAAGAAGGCUCCCGCGGCGAGCAGAGUUAGGCGCGGCCUGGCCCUCGCCAUUAAUCGCCCGCUCCGAAAGAGGAAAGGUCCUCUGCCUCCUUCGGCGCGACGAGCGAGGAAGCUCCCAGCCCGGAUCCGCCGUAGGCGCAGCAGCAAUAACUCGGUGGGCGGGAUUGCGGGGAACCUGGGUAUGGGGAGCGCCUCGGCGUCGGGGUUGCAGCACCGAAGUCCUCGCUUCAGGGCUAGCCGCAGGCCUAGCGGAGGUCGGGCCGACGCAGGGCAGGCCGCAGGGCUAGCCGGCGAGGCAAGAAGCGGCGAGGCCGUAGGGGCGUGGAGCAGCCGCAGAUGCGAUGCAGCUGUCUCUCCAUCACGCAGAGGGGCCCAGCGGUUGUGGAUAGGUAUGGGGGAGGUGGCCGCAGGCUCCAGGGCGGGGGGCGUUGGCGGUGAGGUGGCCGCCGGCACACUAGGUGGCGCCGGCGUGGGGCUGGUGGUCGAGCUCUCCGAGGAGAGCGCGGUAGGUGGGAGCGGAGCCAUGCAAGAUUUUCGCUGUAUAAUCGAUCAUCUCGUUGGGCCGAUCACGGCCUGGAGGAAGCGUGACCUCGGCGCAGGUGGGCGCAGGCCGGAACCAACCGUCAGCGCUCUUGUGGGCAAUGCAUCCUGGCUGCUCUUUGGGUGGACGGAGGCUCUGGUUGAGCCGCUUCGCCUCAACUUGUGGGGAGGCGGGUGUCAGAUCCCGGGGCUGCUGGUGUUCUUUUGGCUGUGCACGCCGGCCGAGAGGAGGCGAGCCCUGGGCGGACCAAUCUGCGUUGCCGUCAUCUAUCUUGCCCUCACGUCUGUGUUCGGCGUCUUCCACAUCCACCUGGGCUGCUACCAGGUCUUGUGCACGGUCGCCGGCAUGGUCGCCGCGGCCGCGCCUCUUUUCACCUUCAUUUUCUUGAUGGAGAACACGGGCGAAGAGUUGCUCCCCCACCGGGCAAUUCUGGGCUUCAGCGCAAUACAUGGUCUUCUCUGGUGUGCAAGGGGCUUCAUCCUGUACAACGGCUUUAUGCUUAUUCAGAACUUGAUUGGCCUAAGCUUCUCGGUACUUCAGCUGUGCAUCAAGACCUUCUACGGGCUCCCCGACAUGUACCACGGCAGUGAAGAUUUUGAGCAGGAGCUCCUUGCCCACCUGCCCGUGAUAGAGCCCCCUGUUGACGUCGAGCAAGGGUUGCAGAUGGUGCAAGGUGAUCAGGGGAUACCGCCUUUGAUGCCCGGCCAAGAGGAGCUACCGCCCAUGGCAGGUCAGGAGAUACAGGAUCCUUUAGUGCCCGACCAAGAGGAGGAGGACGAGGAGGACGAGGAGGAGGACGACGAUGACGACGAGGAGUCCGACGACGACGAGGAGGACGACGAUCAUCAUGGUGGCGGCGUCAAUUAUGCUAGCGACGAGUGCUCCCCAUCGCCAGACCCUGACAGCACCGCCGGUCAGAGCGUGCCAGGCGAGCUACAGUCCCCGGCCCCCCAGGACGCCACCAGCAGCGGCACCCCGGGCGUCUCCUCCGGCAAGGGCAUGCCACCCCGCAGGUCCAGCCGCCUGGCACUCGCAUCCAACAAGACCCCCAGCAAGCAGACGCCGAUCAUGGUGGCAUCCAACAAGACCCCCAGCAAGCCGACGCCGACCAUGGUGGCAUCCAACAAGACCCCGAGUAAGCUGACCAUGGUCCUGAGGUCGUCUACGACAAGGAACACGCCCACCUCCGGCAGCGAGUCCAGCUCCACCACGGCCAACAUCCCCUCCGGCUCCGGCAGGAAAAGGCAGCGGUAAGCAGUGGCUGUCAAACCGGCUCAGGUGGCGAUUGCACAUGAAAACGAUGAGAUCGAGCAGCCAGUGGCCAGCGUGUAAAGCAGUCCUACAAUUCGAAACGUCUAUCUGUGUUCUUCCAUGAUGAAACGCUGUGUACCUCCGCCAGACACGAAUUAGCUGUUUAGCUCAAC
Lolium perenne is the source of this 2066-nucleotide messenger RNA. RefSeq lists its product as uncharacterized. NCBI's taxonomy places the organism in Eukaryota, Viridiplantae, Streptophyta, Magnoliopsida, Poales, Poaceae. The record is from RefSeq and is a predicted model, not a curated record.